UCCACAUUUGUUUUCCUACUUAUCUUGUCCCCAGUCCCCAGAUGCAAGGGAAAUCCCUGUGUGUUAUACAUAGAUAGAUCGAUCGAUAGAUAAGCAGGCAAACAGGCAGGCAGACAGACAGGCGAAUAGAUAAAUAGAAAUACAUAUAGCCAUACAUACAUGGACGUAUUUAACAGAAUAUGAAAUACGUCACCACCAGUUAAAUGACGGUACACGAUGAGUCUUCAACGUAGCAUCAUAAUCCAUAAGACAAGGAAAAUUUUAACAAGUGGGCGUGACAAGAUGGCAGCGGCUCAGCUCGCGCGCCAUGAUAGUCAUCUAUAAGUGGAAGGCGGGCGUCUAUGUCUGGCCGAGGUAAACAAACCGGAGCGCCAGUAAGGGAGGCAGCCAGCAUGAGCCAAGCUAACCACGAGGUCGCCAAGGAGAAGGAGGAGGUGAAGCCCAGCGAUGGCUCUAAGAGAAUCAAGCUGGACAUCCCCAAAGAAAAGCGCGAAGAAUCCCCUGAACGCUCCUCUCCCCUGUUCCACAAGGAGAAGCGCACAUCUUGGUGGUUGGUCAGUGAAGGAAGCUUGUUUGGGGUGGGUAACCCCCUGCUGGACAUUGCCGUGAACACAGACAGCGAGUACCUCAAGAAGUAUGAGCUGGAGCCCAACAAUGCCAUCCUGGCGGAGAAGAAGCACGAGCCCAUGUACAAGGAGAUGGCUGGCAUGGCGGGGGUGGAGUACCUCGCUGGGGGAGCAACACAGAACUCCAUGAGGGUGGCACAAUGGAUCCUGAGAAAGAAGCACUGUGCCACCUUCAUGGGCUCAGUAGGGAAGGACAGCUUCAGCAAGACCCUGGAGGAGAAGGCAGAGGAGGCAGGUGUGAAGGUCAGGUAUCAAAAGCAGGAUGACCACCCCACAGGAACUUGUGCCGUCGUUAUCACAAAGAACGGAGCAUGCAGGUCGCUUGUAGCUAACCUUGCGGCUGCCAAUCACUUUUCCAAGUCCCAUUUGGACGUCCCAGAGAACAAAGCCUUACUGGAAAAGGCCAAAUUUUAUUACAUCUCAGGGUUCUUCCUCACUGUGUCCCCGGAGACCAUCCAGACCAUUGGGAAACACGCCUGUGAGCAUAACAAGGUGUUCAGCAUGAACUUAUCGGCACCCUUCCUAUGUGAGCACUUCAAGAAGCCCAUGAUGGCUGCAUUCCCCUACAUUGACAUUCUCUUCAGCAAUGAGACUGAAGCAGCCAAAUUCUCUGAAGUGCAAGGCUUCGGCCUGACUGACAUUCGGGAGAUUGCCCUCAAGACUGCAUCGCUGCCAAAGGAGAACGAGAAGCGAAGUCGUAUUGUUGUGUUCACCCAGGGAGCUGACAAUGUUAUCCUGGCCAAGGAUGGAAAAGUGAAGGAGUUCCCAGUGGUCAGAUUGCCUGAAGAAAAGCUCAUUGAUACUAAUGGAGCUGGUGAUGCCUUUGUGGGAGGGUUCCUGGCCCAGCUGGUGCAGGGCCGGGACGUGGCUGACUGCAUCAAGUGUGGGAUCUGGGCUGCCACAGAGAUCAUCCAGAGGUCUGGCUGCACCUUCCCUCCGGACCUUCGCUAUGAGGACUAGACACAUCCUCCCGCACACUACCUCUGGUGGCUGCAGUGCUCAGCCUCCUGCAGGGUGACUGAGGCUCAGAACUGAGUGUGACACAACUGUUUCACAAUGUUUCUAGUGAGAAGAUAUGCAAAUGGCAGCUAUAUGGAGGCUUGGCAUGAUGUCUUGGCUACUCCUCUCUUAUUUGGAGGGUCAUCCUGAUAUAAUCUUGGUAAUGAAAGGUGCACUGGUGUUCACUAGCUCUCUGCAAUCAUAUAAACAUUUGUAAAGAAAGAUGAAAACUUUGCACAAAAAAAAAACAAAAACAUGAAAACAAAUAUCUUUCACAAUAAGGAUAAGCAUAUAUCACAGCUAAGACAGUAAGGUUUGUAUGCUGUCUAUUUUCCAUUCUGCUUUUGCAUUAUUGUUUUUAUACAGAAGACACCCAACAUACUCCUGUUUUUAGCAUGGAGAGAAAGGAUAAAAUGACUGACUUCCUGAACACAUUUCUGCUAUAACCACUGCCUUUGGUAUAUGUAUUGUGAACUCUAUGUAUAAAACUAUGUACUAUAUAUAAUGAAGACUGCACUGAGGAAAUUGUGUUCAGGGGGGAGUUGUGAUGAGUGUUGGUUCUGGUCAUUACUCACAUCAUUCUUAUGGGAUCUGUUGAGGUAGAACUUGCAAAAAAAAAAAAAGGUUUGGCUGUAGAUCUUCAUUUAAACUAAUUUAUCAUCAUAAUAAACAAGAUGGAACAUAAAAAAUAGACCAAUAACCGGCCAAUCAGCCAGCGUAUUAAAUAGAAUGGAGUGAGAGUAAAAAAAAAUUGCAACUUUUGUUAACAUCAUCAGCUUUUGUAAGAGAAAGGUUGAAGAUAUGUUGUAAAUCUGUAAAUGGGUAGCUUGGUGUAGGUGAUGUAAAGUGAGAAGGCUGGCAUCCCGUAGGUGAGAGUCGCCACCAGCUUUGUGUCACUACUCAGGACUGACUGCAGCACCACUACCAUCUUGCCAAGACAUUUUCUAUUCUUCCUCUUCAUGGCUCUUUUGUAUAUCUUGCUGAUUUUAUGCAGCUUGUAACUUUGAUAUAACAGCAUCUCUAUACCGGAUGUUUUAUUUUUUUUUAUUUUUUUUUCUAUAUUCAUCAGAUUUUUGCCAAAUGUUAAAGCCAUUCUUGUUAUGCGCAAUAAAAAUUUUUCCAUUAAA
Scylla paramamosain (green mud crab) is the source of this 2752-nucleotide messenger RNA. RefSeq lists its product as uncharacterized. Gene Ontology annotation, biological process: purine ribonucleoside salvage; purine nucleobase metabolic process. NCBI's taxonomy places the organism in Eukaryota, Metazoa, Arthropoda, Malacostraca, Decapoda, Portunidae. Gene Ontology annotation, cellular component: cytosol; nucleus. The record is from RefSeq and is a predicted model, not a curated record. Bases 342 to 1586 code for a protein of 414 amino acids. Gene Ontology annotation, molecular function: adenosine kinase activity. The transcript is spliced from 9 exons.